This is a messenger RNA of Cloeon dipterum, 1353 nucleotides long. RefSeq lists its product as uncharacterized. Gene Ontology annotation, molecular function: sequence-specific DNA binding. The record is from RefSeq and is a predicted model, not a curated record. Lineage: Eukaryota; Metazoa; Arthropoda; Insecta; Ephemeroptera; Baetidae. Gene Ontology annotation, biological process: snRNA transcription by RNA polymerase III; snRNA transcription by RNA polymerase II. Bases 147 to 1328 code for a protein of 393 amino acids. Gene Ontology annotation, cellular component: snRNA-activating protein complex. The transcript has 4 exons.
UUUGAAAAUAGAUUUGGCACGACUUACAUCAACCAGCUGAAACACCGAUGCACUUAUUGAGGUCUCUUCGUCAACUGCAGAGCUAGACAAUCUCUAUAGCUAAGGAAGUGCAUUGAAGAACACCUUGAUAAAUCUAUGGUUAUAAAAUGGACGAAGGCUCAAGCAUUAUGGUCAAGAGCGUGUUUGAGGCUACACUUUAUGACGUAAACACACUGAUACAAAACAUGCAAACCAAGACAGAAGGAGCGCAGGGUCCUUGCUACGAGAAUUUGGCCGAGGAGUGGUGCAAAAUGAAAUUCUCGAAAAUUUUCAACAGACACAAUCCAGAGGAAAUCAUCGAGUUCACCCCUUUGACGUUCCUGGCCGCUAAAGUCAACCUACUUCCCCCGAUUGAAAUCAAGAGACGUUUGUAUGGCCUCCUUGUCCUCUACGGGCUCUAUUCUAAACAACCGUGCCUCAAAGUGUGCCGGAUUCCAGUGGCCCACAAAGAGUGGAACCAUCUGACGAGUCUCUUCGAAUACUGCGCUUCUAAUAACUACAAAGAGCAUUGCUUUAUUUUUGAGUCACUGUGGAGCCAACAUGCUUUUGAGUUUGUAUUCAGCCCAGUGGACCUUUCAUUUUUGGUCAGCCAGCGCGAACCUUUAGAUGAUCUGCGCGCUGUGGCUUCGGAAGCCAUUUUGCCAGAGUCAGAAGCAGAAGCUCUGUCCAAAGAUGCAUGCCAAUUGGCCAAGGAAGUGGACCUGACCAAGGUCGCAGACUACCAAAAGCAAUACAAUGAAAUUGUAUCAGGCAUCAGUGGGUUGGAUGGCAGCGACGUGGCAAAUAGGCUGCAAGGAAUUUUGGACAUUAUUCCAAAGAAACCUCCGAAGUACAUCAAGUUUGUGAAUUCAAACCUUCAGAAAAUUGACCAGGAGCAGAGCACAAGCAGAGAAAUCAGCAUUGGCGAGCGCAGAAGAAGUCUUAUUGGUCGAUCACUGACCAAAAUCGAGCCUUCUUAUGAUGAACCAGCGCCUUCAAAAGCAAGAAGGGAAGUGGACCCAAAUUACGACUUCAUUCAAACUCUAAACGGAAAAGGCAUAUACAAUUGGAUGAAUAGAAAACUGAAACGCUUGAAACAGGAACAGAGAAUGCUGGAAGAAGAAGAAAGGCAGGACUCCACUCCUACUGAUGGCAUUGAAGCAGAGGCACUUGGUUUAAUGAGCAAUCCUGAUGGAGAUGUGGACAUGCAGUGUGAUCAGACUAAAUCCCUUUCUCCACAAUUGACAGAUGAACUUACACUUGCGACAGCAUUGAGCAUGCCUAUUGUACAAUGGAAUGAUCCAGAAUAAAGCUUAUCACUUCAACCUGGCAAAU